Messenger RNA from Prorocentrum cordatum, 1024 nucleotides. NCBI's taxonomy places the organism in Eukaryota, Dinophyceae, Prorocentrales, Prorocentraceae. The record is from the annotation of a GenBank genome assembly.
UCCUCAUCCUCCUCCUCCUCCUCCUCCUCGUAUUUCUCUUUGACUGCCCUUCCUCCUCGAGGGUCGUCUGUUUGGCUGGUUCCUGGGCCCCCUGGCCAUUCGAGUGGCCACUCGACCGUGACCCCAGGUGCACGAGUGCAGAGAGGCGAUCUCUAGCUUGCUCGCUCCCAAGGACGAGGGAAGAGGGAGCUGGGCCUCAGCAGGAGUGCAGCCCAUGCCGCCCAGCUGCUGAUGAGGGACACCCUGAUGCAGAAGCUGAUGGACGUCCUGGACGAGGAGCGCAAGAAGACAAACAAGGACCUUGGGAUCGAAGGAGAAAAGCAGUUAUUGUCUGGUCGGCGAGGCCCUCAUGGCGCAGUGGGGGCGAAAGCACGGCCUGGACCCUGCGGAGAUGGACCUCUUCUGCGUAUCCCUGCAGAGCGGCGCGCCAUUCGACCUCAAGCACACGGUGGAGCCCAACGACGCAGCGGUGCCCAUGCAGGGGUCCUACUUGAUGAGCAUAGGCAUGAAGUACGCCGAGUACUCGGCGUGCAUCUCGAGGACCAUGCCGGGGGGAAUCCCACGUCCGAACAAAAGGAGGCGUAUACCCUCGCGCACAAAGUGCAAAAGCAGAUUAUCCAGAUCGCCCUGGUGCCGGGGGCCGUGUUCAGGGACAUCUAUGCGGCUGCCAGGGCGAGGGUCCAGGAGCAGAGCGCCGUUCUCGUCGAGCGGUUCGUGAAGAACGUCGGCUUCGCCAUGGGGCUGGAGUUUAAGGACCCCUUGCUGGUGCUGUCCGAGAAGUCGGAUCAGAGGGUGCUGGCGGGCAUGGUCUUCUGCAUCUCCGUGGGCUUCAGUGCUGACCAGGGCACGAGCUGUGCCGUGUGGCUCAGCGAUACGGUGAUGAUACCCAGGAGUGGCGGGCCCUGCGAGUUGCUGACCGGCCUGUGCAGCAGCGAGCAGAAGGAUAUGUGGUUCGAGGCCGGCGUCGAUGAAGCAGCCCCUGCGGCUCCAGCGCAGACCCCACCAGUGCAGCCCAGCGGAGGCC